This is a messenger RNA of Lytechinus variegatus (green sea urchin), 1020 nucleotides long. Its product is annotated as haloacid dehalogenase-like hydrolase domain-containing 5. Bases 416 to 988 code for a protein of 190 amino acids. The transcript is spliced from 4 exons. The record is from RefSeq and is a predicted model, not a curated record. Lineage: Eukaryota; Metazoa; Echinodermata; Echinoidea; Temnopleuroida; Toxopneustidae.
UGUUCUGUGUAGAAGACUACAGUAUAAGAAAUCACCCGGUUGUGUUACGUCGUUGAAGGCGAAUUCGCCGGUUACUGAAACUUAACUUCUGUUUGCGUCGAAAUCACCGUAAAAAUCCCACUUACUUUCUUCAUCAACCUAUCAAUAGAACGUCUGAUUUUCUCAGGAAGAAGUACUUGGAGAGUAAUGUUGUUUUGGGGGAAAAUAUUGCCAGGCAAGUUUAUGGUUGGUUGUUUGCGGCGGAGCAGCAGUUCGCCGUUAUAGACUGCAUUGCUUGUUGUGCAUGCAGAGAGGGGCUGCUGAGACCGAGACAGGCUAGGCUCGAGGAGAGAACAGGGACAAUCAAUCGGCCAUCCGCUGCAUGCGCAUGCCGCAUUGCCAUUGACACUUCCAUAAAGCUACAUCUUGCUUCAUCAUGGUUUCUUUGGGGCGGUUUGCCUCAAGAACAUUAUUUAGAGUACCAACGAGCAACGUGUAUUGCUCUCACAACCACAGGAGAAGAUUAUGUGUAUCACAUCAGCAUUUUCAAGAACAAAACCUCCCAAGCUUUGGCCUUCUGUUUGAUAUUGAUGGUGUCCUGAAGAGGGGAAAGACAGUACUACCUGAAGCUCAGAAAGCGUUUCGUCUCCUAACGAAUGACAAAGGAAAGAUGAGAGUACCCACUGUGUUCAUCACUAAUGCUGGAAAUUCACUCAGAGAACAAAAAGCCAGUGAACUUACAGAUAUCUUGGAAGUACCAAUCACCCCAGAUCAAGUUGUUAUGUCCCACAGUCCUCUCAGGAUACUGCCUCAGUUUCAUGAUAAGCAUGUCUUGGUGUCUGGUCAAGGGCCUGUUGUGGAAAUAGCUAACAUGUUGGGUUUUAAUAAAGUCAUCACUAUUGAAGAGGUACGGGAUCUGUUUCCUCACUUAGACUGUGUGAGUCAUAAACGCAGGAGACCAUCAUCAAGUGUAAGUAUAUUAAUCCAAGUGAAUAAAUUCAUCAAAUAAUUUUUAGAAAAUUUGCUUUGUUUUGUGGAAUU